AUGACGACGCGGGAGACGCUGGCCGAGCUUUCCUACGGCUGGCGGCUUCGGUGGGCGCGGCUUUCGCGGGGACCCGGCACUAUUAGGGGCGGUGCCAUUCAGGCCACACCUCCCGCGCCGACUCCGAGAGGCUCCGGAGCGAAGUGUGUUUCAGGCUGCAUGUACCAAGUAGUUCAGACGAUUGGCUCGGAUGGAAAAAAUCUUCUGCAAUUACUUCCAAUUCCUAAUUUCUCUGGAAAUCUUAUACCACUAGUUCAAUCUUCAGUUAUGUCUGAUGCUUUGAAAGGGAAUACAGGAAGCCCAGUUCAAGUUACUUUUCAGACUCAGAUUUCCAGCUCUUCCACAAGUUCAUCAACAGCUCAAUUGCCCAUUUUUCAGCCAGCCAGUUCUUCAAACUAUUUACUUACAAGAACAGUAGAUACAGCAGAAAAAGUUAGAGUUACUACUGUGGGAACUGAAACUUUUACCUCAUCAGUUUCUAAAGUUCAGAGUCAUGGUGUGAAAAUUGAUGGACUCACCAUGCAAACAUUGGCUGUUACUUCCUCCUCAACACAAAACGAUUCAUCUUACAUUUUAGUAAAUACUCAGAGCCUUCCAAUGACUGUGAAACCUCCAGUUUUGCCUUCUGGGCAUCAUUUACAGAUUCCAGCCCAUGCUGAAGUGAAAUCUGUACCAGCGACAUCAUUACCUCCUUCAAUUCAGCAAAAGAUACUUGCAACUGCAACCACAAGCUCCUCAGGAACAGUUGAGGCCUCCCAAAUACCUUCUGUUAUUUACGUAUCUCCUGUAAAAACAGUGAAAAAUGUAGCUACCAAGAACUUUCAACACAUUUAUCCAAAACCUGUUACAGAAAUAGCCAAGCCAGUGAUACUAAAUGCCACACAAAUUCCAAUGAAUGUUGCAAAAGAGACACAAUUAAAAGGUGGUCAGCAUUCUCAAGCUGCUCCAGUGAAAUGGAUUUUUCAAGAAAAUCGACAGCCUUGUACUCCAUCUCUUGUUCCUGUUAAGUCUUCAAAUAAUGUGGCUUCGCAGAUUUUAAAAAGUUUUGUAGAAAAGAAAAGUGUGGGAGGUAAUACUAUAAAGAUGCCACCAUUGAGUACCAGCAGUCCUAGUGGGGCACAAUCCAAAAGUAUGCCUAUUAAAGAUAAUGCGUUGGUUAUGUGUAAUGGGAAAAUCUAUCUGUUGGCUAAAAAGGGGACAGAUGUUUUGUCAUCACAGAUUGAUCAACAGAAUUCUGUUUCUCCUGAUAUUCCACCAAGAAAAGAUAUAUCACAGAUAGUGAGCUCAAGUCCAGUAACAGAACUAUCCAGAGAGGUUGUAAACUUUGUUUUGGCUAAAAAUAAAUCUUCCCAGAUGGAGACAAAAUCAUUUUCAAACACCCAGCUUGCUUCCAUGGCCAAUCUAAGGGCAGAGAAGAAUAAAAAAGUGGAGACACCAUCUCUUUCUAUCCUACACCCAAAUAAUCUGAACCCACCCAUUAACUACUUAAAACAGAGUAAGACUUUAUUCCUAAAGGCAGACUUUCCACAUGGAUUUAGUACAGGACAAAAUGCCCCCCCAAAAGAAAAUAUCAUCCAAAGCAUAGAGAAAAUAAGUUCCUCUGUUGAUGCAACAAGUAUUACUUCACAACAGUGUGUUUUCAGAGACCAAGAACCAAAGAUCCAGAAUGAGAUGGCAUCAACAUUACAAAAAGAUGCUCAAGAAAGAAAUGACAAGAAAAAUUCUCAAGGAACCAGCAGUAAGGCAUAUCUGAAGACAGAUGCUGAAUUUAAAAAGCUGUUUGGUCUCACUAAAGAUUUGAGAAUAAGACUUACUCGGAUUCCUGACCAUUUGGGUGCUGGAGAUUUUGAUUCCUUUAGGAGUUUGGUGAAGAGUGACAAAGAGACAAAGUUUACAGUGAAGGAGGAAGAGAGAAAACAGGGUUUUGAUAAGAAAAGAAAAGCAAAAACCGUGAAGAAGAUGGAUCACGCAAAGAAGAGAAAAACCGAGAGUGCUUAUAACACAGCUUUAAAUGGAGGAAUUAGCUGUAUUUUACCAACUUCAGAUGUAUCACACCAUAACAUUGUCACAAGCUGCAAUAAAACCAGAGAAGAAAGAACUGAGGUAGAACACUGUACUCGUGAAAACCAGGAGAAAGUCGCUUUGAGUUCAAGUGCAGAUUUUGGACAAAGUCAUACCUUUACUAGAAAUUAUACUGAAGAUAUUUUUCCCAUGACACCACCAGAGUUAGAAGAAACCAUUCGAGAUGAAAAAAUUAGAAGACUUAAACAGAUGCUGAGAGAGAAAGAAGCAGCCCUUGAAGAAAUGCGUAAGAAGAUGCACCAAAAAUAAUAAAAUGUUGCCAUACUUAAAGACUUCAAUGAAUUAGCUCUGUUUUUACCAGAUGUUUUUGCAUUAAGUUAACUAUAGAUACAUUCUGAAAGUGUCAUUGAAUAUGAAGUUUGGUUUUUCAUCAGUUGAUUAUAAAAUUUUGUUUAAGGAAUACAGAAAAGGUUGAUUCACAUAUAACUUCAAUAAUGUACAUGGGCUAUCUAAAUCUUUGUUUAUCCUUUCUUUUUGAAGGAAAAUUUGCCUAAUGUUUUUGUUUUGUUAUUUUUAACUAGAAUUCCCCAAGUUUGAAUAUUUGUGCAGGAUUUUUAUUAUUGUUUGUAUCCGUAGCUAAAUUGCUAAGGUAUACUAUUGAAAUUAUAAAAUCCAAGAGAGAAAAUCAGUUCCAAAACUUAUUUAGUUUUGCCACUGGGCUUGUAUAUGUACUCACUUAGUUUCUUUACCCAUGAAAUGAUGAUACCUUCUGCUUACCACUGUAAAUUUAUUUAAUAUCAUGAAAAAAAAUAUAGCAGCAUUAUUUAAAAAUUCAAACAUUUUUUUUAAGACUGAGGGAUACCUGUUUUGUAACUUUUACAAAAUAGUUUCAUAUAAUCCAAACUGAGUUUUAGAAUUCAGGCUAUAUAAUGUAUUGUUUGCUUAACAUGAUAUGUUAUUAUUUCUAGGCAAAUGCUGCUUUUUUGAAAUAUGUAACUUGGACUGUGUGAAAAGUAAAUGUGAACAAUGACCACAUUUAAUACUUUUAAAAAAUGUAAAAUGUGGUUUUUCUUAAAAGAGUCAAAACAGUUUUC
Messenger RNA from Eptesicus fuscus (big brown bat), 3116 nucleotides. RefSeq names its product ligand dependent nuclear receptor interacting factor 1 (gene LRIF1). Gene Ontology annotation, molecular function: nuclear retinoic acid receptor binding. Gene Ontology annotation, biological process: regulation of DNA-templated transcription. Lineage: Eukaryota; Metazoa; Chordata; Mammalia; Chiroptera; Vespertilionidae. The record is from RefSeq and is a predicted model, not a curated record.